Messenger RNA from Sceloporus undulatus (fence lizard), 5495 nucleotides. It is a transcript of the gene TASOR, whose product is annotated as transcription activation suppressor. Bases 9 to 4931 code for a protein of 1640 amino acids. Lineage: Eukaryota; Metazoa; Chordata; Lepidosauria; Squamata; Phrynosomatidae. Gene Ontology annotation, biological process: protein localization to heterochromatin; negative regulation of gene expression, epigenetic. Gene Ontology annotation, cellular component: nucleoplasm; heterochromatin. The record is from RefSeq and is a predicted model, not a curated record. The transcript is spliced from 24 exons. Gene Ontology annotation, molecular function: chromatin binding.
UUGGAAGAAUGGCGGACUCCAUCGCGGCCACGGAGAAGGCGCCAGAGGCGGCGGCGGCGGCGGCUCCUCGGCGAGCCUCUGAGGAAGAAGACGACUUCGCACAAAAUGGCGACCGCUGCGAGGAGGAGGAGGAGGAUGAUGGGGAGGAGGAAGAAGAAGAAGGGGACCGGGGCUCCCCGCGCAACGGUCCCCGCAAGGGCGCCUCCGUCUCCCCCUCUUCCUCUUCCUCGGUCCCCAGAGACCUCCCUCUGAAGAAAAACUUUCAGAUCCCCAGGAAGAGCCGAGAAAAGAAAGCUCUUUUCCAGCCGCUAGCAAAAGAAUCUCGUGAAUUUGAAGAUGUUGUGAACAUUUUGCAUUCGUCAUAUUUGGAAAUCCAUUCAAAGGACAAUUUCAUCUACAAACAAGCUAGUUUGAUUCAUAAUGAACUUUUUGAAAAAGAAUUCAUAGAGAAACGAAGAGAGUUGAAACGUGAUGGCCGAUCAGAAAAAGAGCUAGCUGAGACUUAUGCAUUUCUGAAGGUCGACCGUGAAUUGGUGCAAAACAUAUGUGAAAAUGGUUUGCAAGUGGGUCAUUCCAAAAUAACAGUCCUUGGCAGCCCUUCUCGAGGUGUAUAUCUUUCUAGGUAUGCUGAUUUGUUGCAAGCUAAUCCUCUGGAAGGUAAAGCAACUGGAGAUAUUAUUAUAUUUAAAAUAAUAAAGGGGAGAACGAAAACUAUAUAUGAUAAUCUGGCAGGAAAUCCAAUGGAUUCAACGGUUAAAAGUGCAUUAGACCCUACACCGAAGUAUGAGUGCCACAUUUCAAAGAAUGCAAACAGAGUUACUUCAGUCUUAAAUUAUAGAGCAUUUGAACGCACGCAGUAUUAUUUUUAUGAAUACGGCUUUGAUGAGAUCAGACAAAGACCAAGACAUGUAUGUCCGUAUGCUGUUGUAUCAUUUUCUUGCAAGGGUGAAAAGGUACAGAACUAUUUGUCCCAAACAAGAACAAAGACUUCUAAUAUGGAUAAGAGCACUGAUAAGACAAGUUACACCUUAUGGAAUGGGCAGCUUUUAAACCGAGGGACACUUGUAUGCCAUGCUGCUUUGAAAUCAGAAACACGUCCGUUGCUUCCCUGCAAACUCCCGGAAAAACUUGAUGUUGACAUGGUUAUGAGCAUUGAAAAUUUGAAACAACAUGUCUCAACACGUGUACUGCAGAAAGAAACAUAUUCAGGUGAAAGGGAAGAGUUCAGGAGUGGAAUGUAUUGCAGUCUUUAUGAAAUUGUGGAAAAGGCUAGAUCAGGAAGUAAUUUGGAAGGACUACUUCAAAAGCUGGAGACAGACAAGCUAGUUAUUGUAAAACCACUUGCAGACAGAGGAUAUUUAUUGCUACUUUCUCCAUAUCAAAUGGCUUCUCCAUAUGACAACAGAACAGGAAAGCCUCGUACUCUGCAAGCAUUGUUUCUAUUUCGGAAUCCUACGGGUGUUGUAACUUCAGCACACAAAAAUGAACAGAAAAAUGAAAACCCAUCAGUAUUGCAGGAAACACAUGUGAUUAUGCCAGAAUUUAUGAGAUUUAUUCAGUCACUACAUUAUGCUUAUGUUAAUUCCCGUAAAGGUAAAGACCCUAGGUCUGACUUAAAUACUGUGGUGGAAAAAUACAUAAUCGAUUAUCUGAAACGAUAUAGUAAAUAUAAAGAAUUUUUUUUAUAUCGCUACAAAGAUACCUUGGAUGAGAAAAAGCACCUAUAUCCAGCCCCCAAAAAUAAAUCCCAUCUUGACAGUUCUUUGCGUGCCUAUAUUUUCGGUUCGGAAGCCUAUCAGAUCCCUGUUUCUAAAGCAAAAAAACUAGUGGAUGGUCAUCGAAAACCUCAGCAGUUCAGUCCUGUUUCAGAUUAUGAAGCCCCAGAAGAAGAAUCUGACUACACAAAGCAAAAAACCAAGAAAAGAAAUGGUUCCAAAAGUGACGAAGUGCCUGCCAAGAGAAAGCAUAGUCAUCCAGAUGAUUAUAAUCAAGAAAGUAUAAAAGAACUUAUUAAUUUAAUCCAGAGAAAGAAGAAAAAUGUACAAGACUCUGAUACAGAAGAUAAUAGAAAUGAAAACAAGCUGAAACAAAAACUGGAAGAUGACAGAGCACCAGAAACACUUCAUUCAGUGAUAGCUGGUCUUGGUGGACAUGAUACUGAUCUGAGGCAGCAAAAUGUUUCUGAGUCUUCAGUUCUUGACCCAUCUGAUUUCGUGAUGCUCAUUUCAAAAAUUUUCAGUAAUACAGAUUUGCCAUUGGCAGAAUUAGCUAAACAACCUUCACCACAAAAUUAUCCAGACCAAACUCUUGAAUAUAAUCCAAUUCCGGUACAGAUUAAAGAAGAACCUGAGUUGGUUAAUACUACACAUGUUGAAAAUAUUCCAUUGAAGGACCCCCACAGCUUGGUCAAGCUGGAAGCAGAUGUGCCAUCUUUGCCUUAUUCUGUUGAUGUAUCUAGUAGUGAAACAGACACCACUAAUCAUAUGCGACAUUUAAAAGACACAAGCACAGGAAGUGUAUGUAGCUUCGAUGGUUGCAGUAGCCCAUGUUCUAGCACACCUCUUGAACAGAGCUACCACAGGCAGCAUUCCGGCUCAAAUAGUAUUUCUACACCUGGCAUACACUGGAAGCUGAUACCCAUCACAGGAGGGGCAGGAAGAAUGCAUGAAGAGCAACUGAGAAUACAUGGCGAUAACCAAACAGGUUUGAAGUCUCCAGAUGAAUUAUUUGCUUACUCACCACCAAAGGAUGCAUCUGAAACUGACCCUCGUAUAAUAAAAAGACAAAGAAAUUUUGAUUAUCCACCUGCGUACUCUGCAUUUUCAGACUCGCAGAAGGAAAUAGUAGAAGAUGAAGUAUAUAUAGGGCAAGAGGAAAAAUGUGAAGUUCUAUGUGAAAUUGAGACAACUGACACUGUGGCAGAUUCCAUAAGUGGAGUAAUAGAAAGAGCAAUAUUAGAAGAAUACAACGUGUUUACCAGUAAGAUUCAGAAGAUCUUGAAGCAGAAGAAUAUUACGUAUGUUAGUGGAAUAUCCAGACCUGUUCUUUCAGUCCAGGAAGGUGUCAUGGGACUUUCUGAAUAUAUAUGUUUACAGGCAUCGGGUAUUGCUGUCCAGGAAUAUGUAGAGAGACUGAGUGUAAAGCUCAACGAUGUGAUUUUGUCAUCUUCACGUGGUAUCCAGAGUGUUCCGUUUACUUGCAGUCCUAAACUGGCAGAUGAUUCAACUACUGAUACUGAAUUGAACCUGCCAUCAGAAGAGCCUGUGCCUCUUUCGUGUGACUUUGAUAUGGAGCCCUUGCCGGAGGAACCAUGCAGUACAGUAGAGGAAGAUUCAUUGAUUAAUGAGCAGAAUCAUUUAGCAAUCUUGGACACAGGAAAAGAACACAGCUCAGUGAGUGCCGACAUGGAGAUGAAUUUGGAAGCAGAGUCAAACGUCUCUACUAGUGACUCUGUGCCACAGAGAGAGAAGAUGUUAAAGCCGGUAGAUAAUGCAAACAUUACAACCCAGACAGCUGUGGUUGGCUUUAUAAGCCAAUUAAAACCAGAGGUGUUUGACAGCAUUGUCAAAAUUAUGCAAGAUGUACAAAAGAACAUUGUCAAAUUUUACAUCCAUGAAAAGCAAGAGAGUACACUUUGCAAAGAAAUAAAGGAAUAUCUUACUAAAUUAGGUAAUACAGAAUGUCACCCUGAGCAGUUCUUAAGAAGAAGAGCUGAUUUGGAUAAAUUGCUUAUCAUUAUUCAAAAUGAAGAUAUUGAAAAUCUAAUUGAUCAGAUACCAUGUCUAGUAACUUUGAAGAGGCUCCCAUGUGUCAGUUUUGCUGGUGUUGACAGCCUGGAUGAUGUUAAAAAUCACACUUACAAUGAAUUAUUUGUUUCUGGUGGCUUCAUUGUCUCUGAUGAAUCUGUUCUCAAUCCAGAAUCUAUGACUGUUGCUAAACUUAGCAGUUUUCUGAAAUUCCUUGAAGAGCACAGUACUCCAGAUGGAAAGUGGCAGUGGAAAGUUCACUGCAAAAUACAGAAAAAAUUGAAGGAACUUGGAAGAAAAAAUGCAAAUGCCACUAAUUUGCUGACACUUCUGAAUACUUACCAGAAGAAACAUAUGGUUGAGAUUCUGUCGUACCAUAGCUGUGAUUCUCAGACUCGGAAUACUCCAGAAUUAGAGUGCCUUGUAAAACUUCAAGCUCAGAAUAUACAGCAAAGGCACAUUGUCUUCCUAACAGAGAAGAAUGUGGUAAGAGCAACUUAUGCUGAAAGAGGAAUAGUGGUCGCUUCAGUGGAUUUCUUCAUGCAGAACUUGCAAAGUCUUGUUGGCUACCAUAACUUGAUUACUGAAGAAAACUGCCUUCCUCCCCCCAUUGAUCAUGAGAAACAGUCAGUUCUCAUAGAAAACGAAAAGGAUGAGGAGGACAUGUCUUUGGAUUCAGGGGAUGAAGCAUCACAAAUAGAAGUUUGCAAUGAUGCCUCAAAGUAUGAUUCUCACUUGGAAGUUUUUGAGAAAGAGACCAAAGCAUCCCAUGGAACAGACUGUGAGCAAAAGUCUCAAAGUGAUACACUGUUGCCUACUGAAGGACGACACCAGCUUCUGACAGAAAAAGCAUCUAAAACUGAUAUGCAGGAUAUACAGCCUGUUACUCCUGUCUCUGCAACUAUUGAAGGAGAGAGAACUAAGUCAGUUGAACAAGUUCCUCUCAAUAACUUUCAGAUUUACAAUAGACAGUUAAGUGUGCCCCACCAGUUCAGUCACUUUAAUGUUCUCACUCAUCAGACAUUUCUGGGAACAACGUACCCCAUAUCUACAAUUCAGAACCAGGAAGGAGGGAACUACUUCCUGACUGCCUACAGUCAGAAUAUAGAGAUGGACCAGUCUUCAUCUCCCAGUAACUGGGAUAUCACUUCUAAUUCUUCCAGGCCAUUUUCCAAACAGAAUUAAGCCAAGUUAAACUCUUUUUAAAUAAUUUGUUGUGGACUCUGUUUGUUCAAACAAGUGAAAUAACCGUUUCUAUUCUCUGAUCUGGCAAACGUUUCCUGUCUCUUAUCUCAAAUGUUUUCUUGUCUAAUUUAAAUCAUGGAUGGUCUGUAUCGGGUGAAGUACCUGAAGUUUGAAAUAAAUAUAUAUAUAUAUUUUUAAACAUUUAAUGUACUUGAACGAACUUGUUUGUUGGCACUUUUACGUUUUUACAUUUUUGUAGUUCAUCUGUAAUUGAGACUUCCAACUUGAAGUCUUGUCUUACUGUAAAUUGAAUGUUUAUUUCAAGGAUAUGUGAAAGGAGUUGGCUUCAUUUUUAAAGGCAAGUGUAACAAGAUGCUGAAACUACUUUUUCUUUAUCAAAGUUCUUAUGUCUCUGUGUGAAAGUUUUGUACAGAAUCUUUAUAUAUAGCUAGCUAUAAAGACAGUUAUAGUUACUUUAACAAGUACUUUGAAUUUUUGGCUACAUACCUCAGUUAAAACAUCCAAUGGGUGGUUUUGAUUUUGAAAAUAAAAAUGUCAUCCUGA